UUCUCUCUCUCUCUCUAAAGGGGUUUGAGCUUGAAUUCUUCAUCGGCGAGUGUCUAAUUCAUCCAUACCGUCUGAGCAAUGCUUUCUCGGUACACAGUUUCGCCGUGAAUUGGAUCGGAGGUGACGCCAAACGACGCCGUUUUCUGAUGGAUUCCGGCCGGAUUAAUGUGAUGGAAGAGAACAAUCAUGGGACUGAUGAUUCCAAGGCUGCAGAAAAAUUCAUUCAAAUUGACUCUAUAUAUAUUGAUCUAUUUAGCUCCAAUGAUAAAUGUGAUGGCCAGAAGUGCAAACGGUUCUCUAUACGCAGUGGUUAUGUAUCUGAUAUGAGCAAAAAGGAUUGGAAGAUCUGUUGGCCAUUUUCUGAUCUUGAUGAUAUCCAUAUCUCAGCCCCACCUGUGUAUGAUCCGAGCUUCGAUGCGCAGCAUCGUAAAAGUCGUUGGCAAGAUAGCUCUGAUAAAGCUGCAGAAGGUUUUGUCUUUGAUAGCUAUCACAGCCUCGAACACUAUUCGAUUGCUUCCUUGAAAGCUCCGAAACAAGAUGUGGUCGAUGGAAGAACAGUUGUUGACGAUGCCUCGAAUUCGAGUUGCCAACGCUCUAGCUGUGAUGAAAAGGAAAAGAAAUUUGAAGUUGCAGACUACUGUACUAGUACACUCUUUUCUCCUAUUAUGCUGCGAAAGCAAACUCCUGCAGAUCAUCUAAAUGGACAGUUAACCUUGGUGGCAUCAGAGAAUGACAGUACGGUCGACAUCGACCGAGCAUGUCGUGCUGAUAAACUUCAAGACAAGGGAGAUGCUUCCAUGGAAUCAAAUGAAAGCACAAUUUCAUCAUCUGAAAGCGCUGAAACAGCUGGAAAUCGUCCUCGUCAUCGUCGAAGAACUCCAAAGACUCGUCUGUUGACUGAAUUACUAGGAGAAAAUGGGAAUAUGAAGGCUAAUAAACAUGUUCAAAGUUAUCCAUCCAACGGGACGCCCGAGGCGUCUGCGCAGGUAGACGCGACGUAUGCUUCCAAAUGUCUGGUAACAAUGGGGGAAAAUAUUUGGAAUUCAGAUCAUAAAAGGCAAAGAAGGUUGCCCCAGAUCGGAAAGAGCAGGCAUCGAGAUCGGAUUCCCUCGUCUUCUAAUGUGGAUAAGCAAAUUCAAGCAUGGAGGGGGGAGUUAGAAAACUCUGUUUCUAGUUUAGGAACUGGAAAUGCUCUGCCUGGAAUCAAAAGGACCAUGAAAGACCUUUGGAGCAGCUACAAAGUGGAUGGAAACAGAAGUUCAAGAAAGAAGAACAGUAAAAAGUGUCCAGUGGUUGAUCCAUACUUUGUGUCCUCAGUGCCAUCUAAAGUUCAAGACCGAUGCCAAACUCGGGCGAUAACGGAAUAUCGAAGUGAUGAAGAAGCAUUGGAUAAUGCUGCCAUUAUGGCACAUAGAGCUCUAUAUUCAAUAUCAAUGAAUGCCAUGGAGUCUAAAUCUAGCACAUCUAAGAACACAAACUCAAGCCAGGAUCCUCUGAUGGUUGAAGGCCCUGCUGGGUUAGUUUCUUGGAACAAUGGAAUGACUAGGAAGGAUUUAGCUACACUGAAAGAUGUGGAAGCCAUGAAAAGUAUGACUAAAGCUCAUCGUUUUCGAUAUGAAAACGAUACGAACAAUGACAGAGAGUUUCAUCUUUCUUUCCAUAGCUAUUCAAAUCCACAAAGGGAUCACAAAAGAAUCUGUCGUCGAGAAGAAAACGAGCUGCCUACUUUUCUGCCUGAGCAAGAUGACACUCCCAGAAUAAGUAAAUCUAUAAGGAAAAAUGCUGAAACAAAUAUUUUCUACUGUCAACGGGUCGAUCGUGUGCCGAACAACUCGAGUAUGCCUAUUCCAAGACGAAAUGUGACAGAUAAUAGCUGGUCGCUACUGCAGCAAAAGGAUAUAUGCAGUGGAAGCAAUGGUAAAAGAACUAUUGAACCUCAGGAACCUAUGGCUAUAAAGAGUAAACGGAUUAACCAGAGAGUGUACCUGGCAUCUGACAGUGGGACUUCUGAUGAUAUCCCCAUGGAAAUCGUCGAAUUAAUGGCGAAGAAUCAGUAUGAAAGACGUCUUCCUAAUCGUCGAACUAAUGGCGAAGAAUCUCGCUUCGACACGAACCACCUGCAGCAGAAUCAUACGCUUUGGCAUAAUAAUGCUUCUGUUCGUUCUCAAGAACAAUCAUCUAAUGGUAUUCAAUGUUCUUCCAUCGGAUCCAAAUGGCUAAGUUGUACCGAGUUUAAACAACGCAAUGGAACAAUAGACCAUUUGCCUGUUUCAGAACGGAAUAAAGAAGCAGCUCAUACAUGGUGUUCUUCUUCUUCUUUGAUACCAGAUCAUCUGACGAACGGAUUUCAGAGAUUUCCGGCGCAUUCUACCGGCAGAGAAAUCAUCUCAAGCCCUAGAUCAUUACAGAUGGGAAAUGCGAAGGCACAGAAAUUAGCAGCGAGUUCAUUUUGUCGACGUUCUAAUGAGGUUGAGCUUCAUCAAAAUAUGGUUGGAUCAUUGGAGUUGUACUCAAACGAAAGCAUAUUAGCAAUGCACUUACUUAGCCUCAUGGAUUCCGGAAUGCGAUCGAAUGAACACACGACUGGAGGUCGGACGCGAAAAUCAUCGAAGAAACCUCCGAUUCCUCGUCCACUAGAACGCAACGAGGUUUCUGUCAAUUCUGCUGUUCAUGAUGAAGUUCAUACUCCUGCAACCACUGCAUCUGCUAGUAACUUCCAGCAUAGUAGAGGAUUUGGAACCAAUACCAAUUUUUCCGGUCAGGCUGUCUUCAAGACUCGAAAUAGCGCGAAGAACAUGAAAUGCUCGGUUCGAUCUACGUGUAGAACAUUUCCUGAUAAUCGCAUACAGAAAGGAGUGGUAAAAGUACCUAAUGCCGAAGCGUUGGUGCAGCAGAUUGGAAGAAACUCCAAGGAAUGCAAAUCCAUGGCCGAUACUAGAACUCUGCAAAGCCAGAAAAGCAGUUUUGAGACUGAAAUAUGUAGCGUCAACAAAAAUCCUGCCGAUUUUAGCUUGCCGGAAGCAGGAAAUAUAUACAUGAUUGGAGCUGAAGACUUCAAAUUUGGACGAACUCUUCAUUAUAAGAACAGAUCAAGCCCUGAUUUACUUUAGAAGUAGGCUUGAAGAGUUUCUCAUAUUUACUCUCUUGUUCUUCUUACAGGAAAAAUUCUUAAUUAAUUAUUAAUUUUA
Messenger RNA from Cucurbita pepo subsp. pepo (vegetable marrow), 3188 nucleotides. Lineage: Eukaryota; Viridiplantae; Streptophyta; Magnoliopsida; Cucurbitales; Cucurbitaceae. The record is from RefSeq and is a predicted model, not a curated record.